Choloepus didactylus (southern two-toed sloth) is the source of this 3026-nucleotide messenger RNA. It is a transcript of the gene COG1, whose product is annotated as component of oligomeric golgi complex 1. Gene Ontology annotation, cellular component: COG complex; Golgi apparatus. Gene Ontology annotation, biological process: intra-Golgi vesicle-mediated transport. Lineage: Eukaryota; Metazoa; Chordata; Mammalia; Pilosa; Megalonychidae. The coding region runs from base 25 to 2973 and encodes 982 amino acids. The record is from RefSeq and is a predicted model, not a curated record. The transcript is spliced from 14 exons.
CACCUGGCAGCUGACCGGUCCACGAUGGCUGCCGCUGCCGCCAGCCCCGCGCUUAAGCGGCUGGAUCUGCGCGACCCCGCUGCGCUCUUCGAGACGCAUGGCGCAGAGGAGAUCCGCGGGCUGGAACGCCAGGUUCGGGCUGAGAUCGAGCAUAAGAAGGAGGAGCUGCGGCAGAUGGUGGGCGAGCGGUACCGCGACCUGAUCGAAGCGGCCGACACCAUCGGCCAGAUGCGCCGCUGCGCCGAGGGCCUGGUGGACGCCGUGAGGGCCACCGACCAGUACUGCGCCCGCCUCCGCCAGGCCAUCCCGGCGGCGCCCCGAUCGCCGCCGGCCUCGGAGCCACAGCAGCCAUCCCAGGAGAAGUUCUACAGCAUGGCUGCCCAGAUCAAGCUACUCUUAGAAAUUCCUGAGAAGAUCUGGAGUUCAAUGGAGGCCUCUCAGUAUCUCCAUGCCACACAGCUCUACCUGCUCUGCUGCCACCUUCACAGGCUGCUCCAUCUGGAUUCUUCUAAUUCCCGGUAUAGCCCCGUCCUCUCCCGAUUUCCCAUACUCAUCCGGCAGGUGGCAGCAGCCAGCCACUUCCGGUCAUCCAUUCUGCAUGAAAGCAAGAUGCUACUCAAAAGCCAAGCUGUGUCUGACCAAGCCGUAGCCGAAGCCCUGUGCUCUAUAAUGCUCUUAGAAGAGAGUUCUCCUCGCCAAGCCCUGACAGACUUCCUCUUGGCCAGAAAGACAGCUAUUCAGAAACUUCUCAACCAGCCCCACCAAGGCACCGGUGUCAAGACCCAGAUUUGUUCAUUAGUGGAGUUGUUGGCCACCACUUUGAACCAAGCUCAUGCCCUUUUCUACACUUUACCAGAAGGUCUGCUGCCAGAUCCAGCCCUGCCAUGUGGCCUGCUCCUCACCACUCUGGAGACCAUCACAGGCCAGCAUGCUACUGGAAAAGGCAUCGGUGUUCUGCAGGAGGAAAUGAAGCUCUGCAGCUGGUUCAAACAUUUGCCAGCAUCCAUCAUCGAGUUUCAACCAGCUCUUCGAACACUUGCCCAUCCCAUCAGCCAGGAAUACCUGAAAGACACACUGCAGAGAUGGAUCCACAUGUGUAACGAAGACAUUAAAAAUGGGAUCACCAACCUGCUCACGUAUGUGAAGAGCAUGAAAGGCCUUGCGGGGAUCCGGGAUGCCAUGUGGGAACUGCUUACCAAUGAGUCCACGAAUCACAGCUGGAGUGUGAUAUGUCAGCGGCUUCUGGAGAAGCCCCUCUUGUUCUGGGAGGACUUGAUGCAGCAGCUGUUCCUUGACCGAUUACAGACUCUGACAAAAGAAGGCUUUGACUCCAUCGCCAGUAGCUCCAAAGAACUCCUGGUUUCAGCUCUGCAGGAACUUGAAACCAGUGCCAGCAGCUCCACUCCAAAUAAGCACAUCCAUUUUGAGCUUAACAUGUCUCUCUCUCUCUGGUCAGAGGGCCCUAAUGACCUACCUGCCGAUGCUGCCUGGGUCAGUGUGGCAAACCGGGCUCAGUUUGCCAGUAGUGGCCUCGCCAUGAAAGCACAAGCUGUUAGUCCUUGUGUGCAGAGCUUCUGUUCUGCCCUAGAUUCUAAACUGAAGGUCAUAUUGGAUGACCUCCUGGCUUACCUUCCCUCAGAAGACUUGUCACCACCCACGAAUGUCUCCCCCAUGCAGUCCAAGAACUCUGCCUUUGACAGAUAUGCAGAUGCUGGGACCGUGCGGGAAAUGCUGUGGACUCACUCCGUGGCAUGCAUCCAGCACAUCGUAGACUGCAUCCAGGCAGAGCUGCAAAGCAUUGAAGAAGCUGUUCAAGGGCAACAGGAUGUCCUCAACAGUGUCAAACUGCAUGCAGUCCUGUUCAUGGCCAGACUCUGCCGGUCCCUGGGGGAGCUGUGUCCACAUCUAAAGCAGUGCAUCUUGGGAAAACCAAGGAGCUCACAGAAACCAGCAAGGGAUUCUAGGGCUUUGAAAAAACAAGGAAAGGGGAAAAGUCAGGAAAUAAUUCCUGUGCAGGCAAAGUGGCAAGAAGUUAAAGAACUCCUCCUCCAGCAGAGUGUGAUGGGAUACCAGGUCUGGAGCUCAGCAGUUGUGCAAGUUUUGGUUCGUGGAUUCACCCAGUCAUUACUUUUAGAUGAUGCUGGCUCAAUCCUGGCCAUGGCCACCAGCUGGGAUGAACUAGAAAUUCAGGAAGAGACAGAAUCUGGCAGCAGUGUCACAUCCAAGAUCCGACUCCCUACACAGCCAUCCUGGUAUGUACAAUCCUUCCUGUUCAGCUUAUGCCAGGAAAUUAAUCGGGUCGGAGGCCAUGCUUUGCCAAAGGUGACAUUGCAGGAGAUGCUGAAAAGUUGUAUGAUUCAAGUGGUAGCGGCCUAUGAGCAGCUUUCAGAAGAAAAACAGAUUAAGAAAGGAGGUGCAUUUCCAAUCACCCAGAAUCAGGCCCUGCAGCUGCUUUAUGAUCUGCGUUAUCUCAGCAUCGUCCUGACAACCAAGAGCGAAGAGGCGAAAAGUGGCCGAAGCAAACACCAGGACUCCAGAAUUGAGAAAGUGACAGACUACCUAGAAGCACUUAUUGAUCCAUUUGACCUGGAUGUUUUUACGCCACACCUCAAUAGCAACCUUAAUCGCUUGGUACAGCAAACUUCUGUUCUGUUUGGAUUGAUUACUGGUACAGAGAAUCAGUUCACCCCAAGGAGCAGUGCAUUCAACUCCCAAGAACCCCAUAACAUACUGCCACUGGCAUCAAGUCAGAUCAGGUUUGGACUUCUGCCACUGAGCAUGACAAGCACUCGGAAGGCUAAGUCAACCAGUGGAGGCGCCGAAACAAAGGCCCAGGUUGUAUCCCCAGCUCCUCCCCAGGCAGAUGACCCGGUGCAUCCUGGUUCCGUGUUCCGACAGCUCAUCAACGAGGAAGAAGACUCUUCUACGCCUUCAUUAUUCAAACUUGGUUGGCUCUCUAGCAUGACUAAGUAACACGGGAACAUCUCCAUCGCUAAAUAAAUACUACUGCAUUAUUUCCUUCUAAA